AUGUCUUCUGCUACAAUACUCGCUGAUCUUUCCGAAGGGGAACAGCUGGAGACUUUCCAUGGAGCCCCAUGCUUGUACAAAUUCUGCCUGGCCACAUCGUCGAACCCUCUGAUCGUUUUGAUACCUGGGGGAGCACACAAUGCCCGUAUCUUCUACGGAGGUCACGACACGCAUGAUCCAGAUGAGUUCUUAGCUGCGAGGCUCAACAAGCUCGGCCAUGGAGUCCUGGGCAUCUCAUAUCCAUUGGAAAGUCAGCCUGAGAUUAUGUCUGCAAACGCUCCGCACUUCCGAAUUUCGAUUGGGGCCAGCAGGCAGCAGAAGUGA
Molecule: messenger RNA, 324 nt
Organism: Aureobasidium melanogenum CBS 110374
Lineage: Eukaryota; Fungi; Ascomycota; Dothideomycetes; Dothideales; Saccotheciaceae
Exons: 1
Coding region: 1-324 (107 amino acids)
Source: RefSeq, a predicted model, not a curated record